AUGUCCUCCACUGCUGAAAAGGACUCGUCCAACACUGACUUGAUCCAAAAUAUCCAUAACACGCUUGCCUGGUUGAAAAACAAUCCAUGUCCUUAUGUCGCUGGCCCAGAAUCUCUCAAGAAACGUGCAUCAGUCGCCUUGAUCGUGCGCAUACAACCAUCUUAUGCCCAUCAACCAGAUAAGGCCGCUGCUCCCGCUGACAACAUUGACUCUUUCUUUGCUCAGGACUGGGUCAAGCAUGGAGAACCAGAGGUCCUAUUCAUAAAACGUGCUGCCCGAAAGGGUGAUCGAUGGACUUCUCAUGUCGCCUUGCCUGGUGGUAGACGCGAUCCUGAAGACGAGAACGACCAACAUGCUGCCAUUCGCGAAGCUGCUGAAGAGGUCGGCAUCGAACUGUCAGAACGUACAUGCAUCGCGGUUGGAAAUCUUCCUCAGAGAAUUGUCACGACUAGCUGGGGCCGCGUACCGCUAAUGGUCUUAUGUCCAUAUGUUUUUCUUGUUACACGUCAUGACUUGCCAUCGCUACGUCUACAGCCUACUGAAGUUGCUUCGACACAUUGGGUACCUAUUCGCUCUCUUCUUGACCCUGGCCAACGCACUGUCCAUACCGAGGAUGUCAGUAAUAGGUUAGCCAACCAGGAAACGGGCAUCAAGAAGUGGGCUUUGGCAGGAAUGCUUGGUAAAAUGGAGUUCAGUGCAAUCCAGUUGCUUCCUGCAGAGAGUCUUUACUGCCAUGAAUCACCUCCAGACGACUCUAAUCAACACAAGAUUGCGCCACCAAGAAACAUAAUCCAGAGACUGUUGAGCUUCACCUAUUCACCAACCCUACCUCCUCCACCUCAACAUCGUCCGCUCAUCUUGUGGGGAUUGACACUUGGAGUUGUGGCCGAUUUCCUCGAUCUGUUACCACCUCACAACGCAUUGGAACUAUGGACAUAUCCCACAUUUACCAUGCCUGACGUUCGAUUAGUGAUAUGGCUCACGACUUAUAGAUUCAGAGAAUCCAAACGACUGCAGCUCGAGUCGGAUAACCAUUCAGGCUCUCCCACUGCAGCUGUCGAAGAGGGGUUGGACGCUGUCUCGUUACCGGAUGACAAGCGUGGUAGCGAUGUAGGCAUGGGAGGAUUAGGUUCUGGACGCAGCCUGAAGGGACAGUCUUUCGAGAGUGCGGUGGGAACUAUGCUGGAAGGCUACUACGCCUGCAUGAGAAGGNNGGGAGUAACAUAUGCCUUGUUAUGCCGACUACUUGGAGUCACUGCUAUCACGGCUAUGCUAUGGUCAAGGAGAAGAUAUUUGCCAUUAGUGCUCGCUAGACUCAACAGAUAUAGAUAG
This is a messenger RNA of Aureobasidium musti, 1332 nucleotides long. The record is from the annotation of a GenBank genome assembly. Lineage: Eukaryota; Fungi; Ascomycota; Dothideomycetes; Dothideales; Saccotheciaceae.